Acanthochromis polyacanthus (spiny chromis) is the source of this 2719-nucleotide messenger RNA. RefSeq names its product ETHE1 persulfide dioxygenase (gene ethe1). The transcript is spliced from 7 exons. Lineage: Eukaryota; Metazoa; Chordata; Actinopteri; Pomacentridae. Gene Ontology annotation, biological process: glutathione metabolic process; hydrogen sulfide metabolic process. Gene Ontology annotation, molecular function: sulfur dioxygenase activity. The coding region runs from base 269 to 1156 and encodes 295 amino acids. The record is from RefSeq and is a predicted model, not a curated record.
AGCAGACACAACUGUGGAGGAAAUUGACCAACAACACCGCGGACUAUCCCACUUUUUGUUACUUAAUAACACAACCGCUGACCAAGACACCAAUGGGAGCCGCUGUAGGGACAGUAUGUGCCAUAAAAAGCAGGUGACAGCAGGACACAUCAUCUAUAGCAGACUGUCGGGUUGCUACGCUCUUUUGACUGCUGUUGACUUUUUUUUUUUGCUAGCAGAGAUAAUUAUCUAGCUGUGCAGGCAGGAAAUUCACAACAGAGGACCGACAAUGUGUUCCGUAAUAAGCAGAGUGAAACCGUGUCACCGGGCUCUGGCUGUCUCGCUUCGGCUCCGGACAAACACCGAGAGUCCGAGUUAUGCAGCAGCUCAGAGCAGGCGCUUCUCUCCUGGCGUAAGUUCUGGCGUGGAGCCGCUUUGGGUCAGCAGCAGGUCGUACAGCUCCAGGACAGCCAUGACCGAAGGACUUUUCUUCAGACAGUUGUUGGAGUUGGAAAGUAUGACCUACACAUACCUGCUGGCGGACACAGCAACCAAGGAGGCUGUCAUCAUCGAUCCUGUGUUGGAAACUAUCAACAGGGACCUAAAACUCAUCGGGGAACUGGGACUAAAUCUAAAAGUGGCAGUAAACACCCACUGCCAUGCGGACCACAUCACAAGCACUGGGCUGAUGAAGAAAGGACUGGCUGGCCUGAAGAGUGCCAUCUCCAAAUACAGCGGUGCCUCUGCAGACAUCCUCCUGUCAGAGGGAGACAAAAUCCCCUUUGGAAAACAUUGUCUGACAGUGAGAGAAACACCGGGACACACUGAUGGGUGUCUGACGCUGGUGAUGGAGGAUCAGAGCAUGGCUUUCACUGGGGACGCUCUGCUCAUUAGAGGCUGUGGCAGGACAGACUUCCAGCAAGGUUGCUCAAAGAGACUCUAUAACUCCGUGCAUCAGAAGAUCUUCACCCUGCCUGAUCAGUGCCUGGUCUACCCAGCGCACGACUACUUAGGUCAGACGGUCUCUACUGUCGGCGAGGAGCGCAAAUUUAACCCACGCUUGACUAAGAGCAUCGAUCAGUUUGUGGACAUCAUGAAAAACCUGAAUCUCCCCAAGCCGGCAAAAAUAGAUAUUGCAGUGCCUGCUAAUCUGGUUUGUGGCUUACACGAAGUUUGACUGCCCUGCAAAAGAGAGGAUUCUAAUCAAACAAACUACAUCAUUGCAGACUAAUUGACAUUUACCUACCUGUUUUAGCAAGACUAAUCUAGACAGCUUACCAGAUAGUGCUUUGUUGUGUUUUUGUAUGCAAAUGAAAGGUAUAUAUUUGAGUAACUGUCAUUUAAGUGCAGCUACUGGCAUUAUUUUUGAUUGCGCCUAAAGUAAAAAUGCUUUCAAAGAUAAUUUUAAUGAGUACCAAAACAGUUAGUAAGGAGUACUACAAUUCUGUAAAUGAGGGAAAAGCACUUAGUUUAAAAAAAAAAUUUGUUUAAAGUUAAAUGUGAUGACAUUUUAGUCACUUCUGUUAUUAUGAGUUGCAGAAUUGGGGAGGAAAUUAUGAGACAGAUAGGAAUGUUCCAUUCAAGGUUUGGUUUAGUAUUCAUGGAUGCUUUACUGGGACAAUCAAGUUCCUUCACAUGGCCUUUUCAGUGAUUCUGGACUCCUCUACCCAAGGCUACACACACACACACACACUCUCACACUGCUGCCGGCCUUUUUGCAUAGCAGGAAAAUAAAGCUACUCUAUUUGCAUUCAAAAUCAAUAAGUGCCAAGUUUCCAUGGCCCAACAUGUCACGGUUAUGCACUUGUGCUCUCAAGCCUCAUCUGUUCCUGUUGAUGUCCCAAUAGACAAGGGUAUCCGUUGAAAUGUGUCUCAGAUUAUCGCAGAUAUGACAAGAGGCGUCCAUGCCAAGUAUCAUAUCUGCUUCUAGAUUUCCAAAUAUCUUGUGCAUGCUGUUCUCAUCAGGUGUUUAACACCUCACCAGCCAGUAAGACAGGUUUGUUUGGGAGUGCUGGCCCCUGACUCAGCUACAGAAACUUGCACAUGUGAUAGUAAGCUGUGCCAUAGUGUAGAGCUGAUCAUGAGCUUUUGAGGGCCAGUAUGAAAAUGUUUAUUCAGAACGUUUUCUAAGUGAAUCUUUUUACUCCCGUCAGCAUUUAAAGGAGCAUUCCAUUAAACACAUGUGGUCCUGCAAUUGCGGGGAACAGUGCUCACCAGGUGACAGCAGUUAUACAGUGUCCUCUGCAGCAAUGAAGGGAACAUUUUAAAGUCUGAAAAACAGUCGUGAUGUUGUCAGGGUGGUCAAAGCUUGGGUUUGAAAUCUACAACACAGAACAGAAAGCAUAUGUGACAAACUAGGGUUGUAGCAUCCAAAGGAAGAAGAUGUUUACCAGCCAGAGAGGGACUACUACCAUGCUCAUGGUAUGUUGGAGUUAUUUUGGUAGCUCAAUAAGCAUGAGCUUGGAAACCAAAUAAAAAUGGACCCCUCACAUCAGCCAAAGACUGUGUGAUAAAGUCCUAAAUGAAUGAACAUGGUGUUGUAUUGCCAGUGCGUCAUCCUCAAUCAGUUCUGCAGUCAUAGAAGCUUCUUCAUGGUGUGAACACUUGCUAACAUGGUAAUCUCUAUUUGAAAUGAAUGCUGUAUUCCAUGAAAUGCUUUCUGAGUUAUGUCCUUGAAAAUAUAGAGACCUACUUUGUGGGGCUUGAACCACAUAAUAAAUAAAUAAAUCCAUGCCAAAUA